Tripterygium wilfordii is the source of this 658-nucleotide messenger RNA. Its product is annotated as phytohormone-binding protein CSBP-like. Gene Ontology annotation, molecular function: abscisic acid binding; protein phosphatase inhibitor activity; signaling receptor activity. NCBI's taxonomy places the organism in Eukaryota, Viridiplantae, Streptophyta, Magnoliopsida, Celastrales, Celastraceae. Gene Ontology annotation, cellular component: nucleus; cytoplasm. The record is from RefSeq and is a predicted model, not a curated record. Bases 1 to 456 code for a protein of 151 amino acids. Gene Ontology annotation, biological process: defense response; abscisic acid-activated signaling pathway. The transcript is spliced from 2 exons.
AUGGAAAGCAUGAGAGGAGAAGUGGUGCUCAACAUCCCUGCACAGAGAGCUUGGCAUAUGUUCAUGAACGAUCAAGUCAUCAGCAAGAUCAACCCAGAAAUGCUAGCCAGUGCCAAGUUCAUCGAAGGAGAUGGUGGCCCAGGAAGCGUUAGGCUUUUCAAGCUUGGACCUGCAGUGAAAGACUAUGUGAAGGAAUCGAUCCAAAAGAUUGAUCAAAUGGAGAUCGGAAGGUCUGUUACAUACCAUGUCGUUGGGGGGGACUUGCCAAAGAUGUAUGAUCCUUACAGAGUCACCUUUUCAUUCACACCCGUUCAAGGACAAGAGAAGGACAAGUGUGUUGCUCAGUGGAAGGCAGAGUUUCGGCCACUUACUCUGGCAACACCUCCACCGGAAAAAGCAAGAGAUGCUGCUCUAGGCUUCCUCACCUUCUUUGACAAGGUCCAACUAAGCUACUAGCUCACGUGUUAGCUAGCCAUUAAUCAUAUAUGUGUGUGUGUCCGAUCUAUAUAUGCUUUUAUUAUGUCUACAUGAAGGCUGCUUAUGUCUAUCAUUCACGGGUAUAUCGUACUGUAUUUGAAGCUAAAUCUCAGAAAGAACUGAGUUUAUAAACUACUCGUUAGAGAUAAUAAAACCAUUUGGGUAAUGUUGUGGUGGUGAA